This is a messenger RNA of Callorhinus ursinus (northern fur seal), 1103 nucleotides long. It is a transcript of the gene REM2, whose product is annotated as RRAD and GEM like GTPase 2. Gene Ontology annotation, molecular function: GTP binding; GTPase activity; calcium channel regulator activity. Gene Ontology annotation, cellular component: plasma membrane. The record is from RefSeq and is a predicted model, not a curated record. NCBI's taxonomy places the organism in Eukaryota, Metazoa, Chordata, Mammalia, Carnivora, Otariidae.
CAGUGCUGCUGAGUGAGGGAGUGGGUACUGCAAGCCGCGGGGCUGCACACGCGCACACACACACACACGCACGCACACCGAUGCACACGGACCUCGACACCGACAUGGACACGGACACAGAAACCACAGCACUCUGCCCCUCCGGCAGCCACCGGGCCUCCCCCCCAGGGACGCCCACACCAGAAACAGAUGCCUCACUGCUGAAGCAGCCAGAGAAGCUGUUGGCAGGGUUGGACCGGGGUGGGCCACCCCCUGCCCCAGGGGCCCCCAGACGAAGAGGCAGUAUGCCUGUCCCCUACAAGCACCAGCUGCGGCGCGCCCAGGCCAUAGAUGAACUUGACUGGCCACCUCAAGCCUCAUCCUCUGGUUCCUCGGACUCCUUGGGCUCAGGGGAGGCAGGCCCCACCCAAAAGGAUGGCAUCUUCAAAGUCAUGCUGGUAGGGGAGAGCGGCGUGGGCAAGAGCACCCUAGCAGGCACUUUCGGUGGUCUCCAGGGAGACAGUGCUCAUGAGCCGGAGAACCCAGAGGACACCUAUGAAAGACGCAUCAUGGUGGAUAAGGAGGAAGUGACUCUAGUUGUUUAUGACAUCUGGGAACAGGGGGACGCAGGGGGGUGGCUGCGGGACCACUGCCUUCAGAUCGGGGAUGCCUUUCUCAUCGUCUUCUCAGUCACCGACCGACGAAGCUUCUCCAAAGUUCCAGAGACCCUACUUAGGCUGCGGGCUGGGAGGCCCCACCACGACCUCCCUGUCAUCCUCGUUGGAAACAAGAGCGACCUGGCCCGCUCCCGGGAGGUCUCACUGGAGGAGGGCCGCCACCUGGCAGGGACCCUGAGCUGCAAGCACAUCGAGACGUCGGCCGCGCUGCACCACAACACGCAGGAGCUCUUCGAGGGCGCGGUGCGCCAGAUCCGGCUGCGGCAGGGCCGGAGCCGCGCCGGGGGCCCGCGGCCCGAGUGGGGCUGCCCCGACGGCCCCCCGCCGCCCGCGCGCCGCGAGAGCCUCACCAAGAAGGCCAAGCGCUUCCUGGCCAACCUGGUGCCGCGCAACGCCAAGUUCUUCAAGCAGCGCUCCAGGUCGUGUCACGACCUCUCCGUGCUCUGA